CCAAAAGAUAGGCCAAGUCACGUGAUUCAACUGAGCCAUGAGAUGAGAGUCAAGCACAUUUGUCAGUGUUCUGUAGCUGUGGCGAAGUGUAGCUCAACUUGAAAGGAUAAGGUCGACUACAAUGAAUUUAUUUCUCUGCACUCUGAGCACUCUACUUGUUUUGGCAGCUGGAAAGCCAUGCGCGCAGGACCAUGACCAGCUGUUACUCUCCCUCAAUAAGGAUCUGCUUCGCUCUGUGGAGGACAAAGAUGUUCUCCCCAAUCCCAGUGUGCAUCUGGCUCUGCGUCUCUCCACAACUCACAACUUAAAGAAGGAGGCUGAGCAUCUGAACAACCUCAAGACCAAGCUUCAUAAUGACAUUGAGAGCUCACUCAACAAGGGCCACGCAGUGCUGGGUCGCCUCGCUCUCUAUGUCCUGGCCUUGAAAUCCUCCUGCCAUGAUGUCAACAGUCUGACAUUCAGCGUUGGACAGAAAAGUGACUCUCUCCUCACACAUCUCAAGAAGCAAAUGGAGCAUGAGAAGGAUCAUAUUGCAUUCAGUCAAAGACCUUUGACCAAUUACUACCAGUAUUCCCUUGGCAUACUGGCCCUGUGUUUGAGCGGGGUCCGCGUGAACCCACAUGUUAGCAACAAGCUCAUACAUGCUGUGGAGCAUGGACUCAUCAAGCAUGGUGACUCUCUUUGCAUUGAUACACAUGCCAUGGCUGGGAUGGCCCUACAGUGCCUGAAGGAUGCUGGUUCUCAUGUGAUGGAUGCUGCUCAGCUGGGGAAGGCCCUGGUGACCAUCAAACAGAAGUUGCAGAGUUCUCAGAGAGCUGAUGGGCACAUGGGCAAUGAGUUCAGCACAGGGCUGGCUGUGCAGGCCCUGCUGGCUAUGGGCAGUGAGGUGCAGGCGUGUGCUGCCUCCAUGGAAGCCCUCAGAGCGGACGUCAGGAAGGGCACGUACCACAACGCCAUGGCCGUGUCCCAGACUCUCCCCGCCCUGCAGCAGCGCUCCUACCUCAGUCUGAAGGCCAUGGAGUGCAGGAAUGAGGAUGAUACUUUGGUCCUUGACGCAACAUCUCCUGUAAUAGUGCUUUCAAGCAAGACCAAAAUACCUCUGCAGGUGGAGGUAGUUAAGUCUGACGGCAAGGCAUCUACCUAUUCUGUUGAAAUUCCCAUGGGCUCAUCUCUCCUUGAGGCACUGACUCUUCUUCAGGGAAAUCAAGCUGGCUUCACGUUUGAGAAGGAGUCCAGCUUAUGGGGUCCCUUCCUGAGUUCUGUGAAUAAGGAGCAGGCACGUCAGUCUGACCGCAGAUACUGGCGCCUGUCCUCUGAUGGCAAGGCUCUCAGCCAGGGUGUCAUGGACUACAAGAUUGAGGCAGCCCAAAAAAUCACUAUCAAAAACACCAGCUACUGAUGUUGCCAGUAAAAUGUGCUGUAUGAUUUCAAUAAAACUUUUAAAGAAAUUACAUUAUCAAAAA
Messenger RNA from Clupea harengus (Atlantic herring), 1463 nucleotides. It is a transcript of the gene tcn2, whose product is annotated as transcobalamin II. The record is from RefSeq and is a predicted model, not a curated record. Gene Ontology annotation, biological process: cobalamin transport. Gene Ontology annotation, molecular function: cobalamin binding. Lineage: Eukaryota; Metazoa; Chordata; Actinopteri; Clupeiformes; Clupeidae.